CUCAAUUGAAAAAUCCAUGGCUCAGCUUUCUUGAACGCUAACCACCAUCACUGCUCAUAAUUCUGAUCUGAAACGGAGAAUCAGGUUCUGAAUCUGGUCACGCCAUCGUAUUCCUACUGAAUAGGUAGAUACUGCAUCACCCCAUCGUUCACAGCAAACGGUGGUCAACCCAUUCGGCCUCUAUUAAAGCAUCAAGACCAGCAAAAACAUGAGUCGUUCCGCAAUCAAUCUCAUCCGGGUUGCCCGCCGUGGCUUGCUUCACAAUGCUGCCAUUGCUCAGCGGGCACCCCUUGUGCCUGCUGCAGUCCCUGCCCUGAGGAAGGUCAACUCUGGCCCCGCCAACUUGUACAGAUCGGUUGCCACCGCCACUGCCAGUCGGAGGAAGGGUAUUCAGCCAGAUUCGGAGACGCCGGAGCCAACAGAGCCAGUUCAAUCAACCUAUGUCCCAAAGACACCGGCUCCGCUUGAGGAAUCGGAAUAUCACGAUAUUGCGGAUGAGUAUCUCGACGUUGUCUUGAGCAAGCUCGAGGAUGUUGCAGAGCAGCGCCCUGAUGUCGAUGUUGAGUACUCGUCUGGCGUCCUGACGCUGACAUUCCCGCCGCUGGGAACCUAUGUGAUCAACAAGCAACCGCCCAACAAGCAGAUCUGGCUGUCAUCACCCGUCUCCGGCCCCAAGAGGUACGACUAUGUCAUCAUCGGCGAUGGACAGAACCAGAAAGAGGGCACCGGUUUGGGUGACUGGGUCUAUCUUAGGGAUGGAUCCACACUCAGUGGACUGCUCAUGGAGGAGCUGAACGUCGAUGUUAUCACCCCUUAGUAAUUAGUGGUAGCUAGGGAUUCUGGAGGUUCCGCCAUUGUACAGUAUGUAAGCAUAUGAUCAGCAGUUGAAAGGCAGCAGGCUUCAAGUCACCGAAUGCAGAUAUUGUUUUGGGAGCAGGAAACACAGGACACGUUGUAUGCAUGGGAUUCAACGUAUUUUCAUGGUAUCUACGGAAACAUGGACUAGAUAGGCCGCAAGGUUCUGUUAUCUGUGAAUGGUUGCGAGGCCAGCAAAUAGCAAACGCCGCAGAUGACAUGGAAGCUAAGCAGUCAAACUUCCAAGCCGUUUUAGAUCACGGUCGUUAGGUGGUUAAAAACCAAACGAGGCUGC
This is a messenger RNA of Pyricularia grisea, 1150 nucleotides long. RefSeq lists its product as uncharacterized. The coding region runs from base 209 to 817 and encodes 202 amino acids. The transcript is spliced from 2 exons. Gene Ontology annotation, molecular function: ferric iron binding; iron chaperone activity; ferroxidase activity. The record is from RefSeq and is a predicted model, not a curated record. Gene Ontology annotation, biological process: intracellular iron ion homeostasis; iron incorporation into metallo-sulfur cluster. Gene Ontology annotation, cellular component: mitochondrion. NCBI's taxonomy places the organism in Eukaryota, Fungi, Ascomycota, Sordariomycetes, Magnaporthales, Pyriculariaceae.